AUGGAUUCUUAUCCAUCUUCCCAGACCUCAAAAUUUGUUGAACUACUAAAUAGUCAACAAAGCAUUUCAUUUGGUAACUAUGAGGACAAUGUCUCAUUAUCCUCAUCACAAGCUCCGUAUCUACGCAAUCUAGGAACCGAAGAUGGUGGAGAGACUGGUACAGAGCGGAGAGAACGAAGGAAGUGGGCGCCUGUGGAUGAUAUUCUGCUCAUUAGCUCCUGGUUAAACACAAGUAAAGAUCCAGUGGUUAGCAAUGAGCACAAAUCAGGCGCUUUCUGGACAAGAGUAGCAGCUUACUUUGCAGCGAGUCAGAAGGUCUCUGGUUGCGACGAGAGACUGGUUGCGACAAGAGAGAGGCAAGUCAUUUUCUGUGGAGCCUACGAAGCUGCAACAAGGGAGAGAAGCAGUGGCCAGAACGAGAAUGACGUGUUGAAGCUUGCUCAUGAGAUAUUUUACACCAACCAUAAGAAGAAAUUUAGCUUGGAACAUGCUUGGAAGGAGCUGAAGAACGACCAGAAGUGGUAUUCUUCAAGCUCUCGAGCUACUGAGACUGUGCGUCCACCUGGUGUUAAAGCCACAAAAGCCGCUGGUGAGAGCGUGGAGCAUUGGGAGUCUUGUCUGUGUGUUUGA
Molecule: messenger RNA, 630 nt
Organism: Brassica napus (rape)
Lineage: Eukaryota; Viridiplantae; Streptophyta; Magnoliopsida; Brassicales; Brassicaceae
Product: glutathione S-transferase T3-like
Exons: 4
Coding region: 1-630 (209 amino acids)
Source: RefSeq, a predicted model, not a curated record